AGGGCGGAGUUAACCAACUUCCACACUGGCUGCGCUUCACCACGGCCAGAAAUGAGUUCAUCGGGACCAGUUGACCCUUUGUGAGGGUAACAAAGUGCACUCAGCUGGCUUUUAAAGACGUCGUGGUUCAUUCUCCGGCGUUAAAAUGAUGCGCUUCCUGCUGCUCUUCAGCCGUCAGGGGAGGCUGCGUCUGCAGAAGUGGUUCACUCCGAUGGCGGAGCGCGAGCGGAAGAAGAUCAUCAGAGACAUGACCACCAUGGUUUUAGCACGGCAGCCACGCUGCUGCAACUUUCUGGACUGGAAGGACCUGAAGAUCACCUACAAGCGGUAUGCAAGCUUAUAUUUCUGCUUAGCCAUCGAGCGCCAAGACAACGAGCUGCUGGCCCUGGAGAUUAUUCAUCGCUAUGUGGAGCUGCUGGAUAAAUAUUUUGGCAAUGUGUGUGAGCUGGACAUAAUCUUUAACUUUGAGAAGGCCUAUUUUAUCCUGGACGAGUUUCUAAUGGGAGGAGAGAUACAGGAAACCUCCAAACAGACAGUGAACCGCUCCAUCGAGGCCUCGGACAUGCUGCAGGAGGAUGACAGCAGUGAGUGGUAUGAGGUGGAGCUGUUUGGAUGACCUUGAAUAUGGACAGAAAGACUUUGGAGGAGUAUAUGAGCAAACCUGCUUUUUAACUUGUGGGAGGAAAAAAAAAAAAAAA
This is a messenger RNA of Salarias fasciatus (jewelled blenny), 698 nucleotides long. RefSeq names its product adaptor related protein complex 1 subunit sigma 3b (gene ap1s3b). Gene Ontology annotation, biological process: protein transport; vesicle-mediated transport. Lineage: Eukaryota; Metazoa; Chordata; Actinopteri; Blenniiformes; Blenniidae. The coding region runs from base 146 to 616 and encodes 156 amino acids. The transcript has 6 exons. Gene Ontology annotation, cellular component: AP-1 adaptor complex. The record is from RefSeq and is a predicted model, not a curated record. Gene Ontology annotation, molecular function: clathrin-cargo adaptor activity.